AUGGCGCGAAUUCACAUCUCACCGGCAUCUUUAAGGAGAGCAAAUUCAGCCUAUGACAUGCUCGACGAGUUAUACGACCUUGCGGAGAACAAGAGACUUGUCGAAGACGAGGCCGCCCGCCGAAAGAUCAAGUUAUGCGCACGGAAUUUGGAGUCGCACAUUCGAGAAGCGGGCAGGCUAUUUAUCGAAGAAGGGAGCAAACAAGUCAUGAGCAGCGAUGAGGAAAUCGCAAGCACUCUGAAAGCCGAAAUGGAACGACACAAGACCGAAGUUCUGUCUGCAAUGUCGAAGAAGCUUGAUAAUCUCAUGGCACAAGUCAAACAGGAAGUUAAAAGUCUUUCAAACUCGGCGCAGAUCGAACAAAACCGACGAUUUGCUGAGAUGCUGAGCGAAAUUAGAGAAGAAUUUCACCCAAAGCAACCGAUGGCACAACCCACUCGAGUCUCCAAGCGAAAGAGGCAAGAAACGGAUACACAGGCUGCCACCAGAGAUUCUCCGGAAAGAGCCAUAAAGAAGGAAUGUCUUUGA
Molecule: messenger RNA, 528 nt
Organism: Trichoderma gamsii
Lineage: Eukaryota; Fungi; Ascomycota; Sordariomycetes; Hypocreales; Hypocreaceae
Exons: 1
Coding region: 1-528 (175 amino acids)
Source: RefSeq, a predicted model, not a curated record